Molecule: messenger RNA, 627 nt
Organism: Capronia coronata CBS 617.96
Lineage: Eukaryota; Fungi; Ascomycota; Eurotiomycetes; Chaetothyriales; Herpotrichiellaceae
Product: MADS-box transcription factor, other eukaryote
Exons: 3
Coding region: 1-627 (208 amino acids)
Biological process (GO): positive regulation of transcription by RNA polymerase II
Molecular function (GO): RNA polymerase II cis-regulatory region sequence-specific DNA binding; protein dimerization activity; DNA-binding transcription factor activity, RNA polymerase II-specific
Source: RefSeq, a predicted model, not a curated record
AUGGCGGACAUUACCGAUCCCACAGCUGGCAUCGACCAACCUUCUCCUGGCGAUGAUCUCACCGGCAACGGAGCUGAUGCGCGUGGGACCAAGCGACCAAGAACCUCCAUGGCAGGAGACGAUGAUGAUGACGAUGAUGAAAAGGGAGGAAGAGAACGAAGAAAGAUUGAGAUCAAGUUUAUCCAAGACAAAUCCCGCCGUCACAUCACAUUUUCCAAGAGAAAGGCUGGUAUCAUGAAGAAGGCUUACGAACUGUCCGUCCUCACCGGCACUCAAGUCUUACUUCUUGUCGUCUCGGAGACUGGCCUUGUCUACACCUUCACCACCCCCAAACUCCAACCUCUCGUCACCAAGGCAGAAGGCAAGAACCUGAUCCAGGCAUGCUUGAAUGCUCCAGAGCCCUCCGGUAAUGAAAACGGUGUCGACGCCGCGGACGAUGUUGCAUCACCAGAUGACGUGCCUCAGAUGCCUUCUGCAGCUGCUGGCAUUCCCCGACCUGCUGCUCAUGGCGGCUACAUGACUCAGGAACAACAACAGCAAGCCCUGUAUUAUCAACAGUUGCAACAGCAGAACCAGAGCGGACAAUAUGCGGGGAUGCCACAGAUGCCUCAGCAUCAACGCGCGUAA